Messenger RNA from Dinoponera quadriceps, 3074 nucleotides. Its product is annotated as cyclin-dependent kinase 9-like. The record is from RefSeq and is a predicted model, not a curated record. Gene Ontology annotation, molecular function: ATP binding; cyclin-dependent protein serine/threonine kinase activity. The transcript is spliced from 10 exons. The coding region runs from base 995 to 2122 and encodes 375 amino acids. Gene Ontology annotation, cellular component: nucleus. Lineage: Eukaryota; Metazoa; Arthropoda; Insecta; Hymenoptera; Formicidae. Gene Ontology annotation, biological process: protein phosphorylation.
UGUAAACAAACGAUGAAUUUAUAGGUUUAAGUAUAGGUAAGUAUAUACCAGGAUAAUAUGCAUAUAUAUAUUUUUUUUUCUUUUUAUUUUGCAAAAAUAUAUAUUUCUAUAAUAGGGCACAGUAACGGCAUUUCAUUUUAUUCGUUCUACAUACUACCUUAACGUCGAAAUCAUCACGCGUCCAGCCUAUCCAAUUUAUCAUCACUGGCUCAUAGAAACAAAUAACGCAGACUGUAAACACUGUAAACUUAAAAUUUAUGCUAUAUGCAAUAAAGGAUUAUAUAAUCAAAAAUAUGUAAUAACUCCUAUAGGCAUGACGCGCACAUUCUGUACGUGUGCGUUCUGUGCGUGUAUGUUCUGUGCAUGUGUGUGUUUAAUAGAUUAAUUUUUCAAUUUAAUAUAAGGUUUUCAGGUGAAUAAAUAGUUACAUACAAAUGUAACUAUUGGAUUAAAUGGGAACAAUCGAGUCAUCAGGACGGAUUAGCUAAAACUCAAUAUUCGCAUAUACGUCCAGCCUAUCCAACUUUCCAUCACGUUCAUGGCAAUAUGACUGAUUCAAUAAACAUAUAACGAGAAAUGAAAUUGGAACGACGAUCUUAAAGCACGAGAACGUUCAAGAAGAAUUUAAGCCAGCGGCUUGUUUUUGUGCUGGAUUAUUUGCCGGAUAGAAAUACUGUGUUCUGAUUGGUGUAUUUCCGUUCAUUUUCGGAAAUGCAUCAAUCAGAACGCAACACUUCCAUCCAGCAAGCAAACAAUCCAGCACGGAAACAAGCAACAAACAUCGUGAGUCGCUGGCUUCAGUCUUUGUUUUGAAAUAUACAGUUCGCUCUUGGCUCCUGCAAACUCUUCAAGUUAAAAAAAAAACAGAAAGCUGUGAAAACGAACUUUUGUGAAAAAUAGUCAGCAGUUGAGACAUUAUUGGGGCAUCGUUAACUUAGGCUGUUAUUCGACUUAUCUUCUUGUUUACUGAACUAGACAUUUAAGAAAUAAUAAAAUGGACUCGUUAAUGUAUAAGAAAGAAAAUGAAACAUACGUCCAGCAGUUCAAUUUUCCGUUUUGCGAUGAGUUGUCGAAAUACGAAAAAAUUGUUAAAAUUGGUCAAGGAACUUUUGGAGAAGUGUUUAAAGCGAAGGACAAGGAUAAUAAAAAGUUUGCAAUAAAGAGAAUACAGAUGGAAUGUGAAUCACAAGGAUUUCCUCUAACAGCGUUACGAGAGAUAAAGUUAUUACAAGUGUUGAGCCACAAAAAUAUCGUAAAACUUAUAGAGAUUUGUAGGACAACAGCUACCGAGGAAAAUAAAUAUUGCGCAUCAUUCUAUCUGAUAUUUGAAUUCUGUGACCACGAUCUGUCUGGCUUGUUGUCAAAUGUAAAGGUAAAAUUUAGUCUGGGAGAGAUCAAAACAGUUAUGCAACAAAUACUCAACGGUAUUUACUAUAUUCAUUGUAAUAAAAUUGUGCAUAGAGAUGUGAAGGCUUCUAAUAUUUUAGUAACCAAAAAAGGCGUAGUAAAGAUAGCUGACUUUGGCUUGGCACGAGCGCUCAGUGUAAAAGUAUCUGCUUAUACGAAUAAAGUUGUCACUCUAUGGUAUCGACCGCCAGAACUGCUGCUCGGUGAAAAAAAUUAUGGACCGUCUGUAGAUUUAUGGAGUGUGGGUUGCGUCAUGGCCGAAAUGUGGACCAGGUCACCGAUAAUGCAAGGAAAUAGCGAGCAAAAUCAGCUUGUAUUAAUUUCGAAUUUGUGCGGCUCGAUAACAUCCGAAGUAUGGCCUGAUGUAGAAAAGCUCGAUUUGUUCAAGACUUUGGUGGACCUCCCCAAGGAACAGACAAGAAAGGUCAAAGAUAAAUUGAUGCCGUACUUGAAGGAUGAACACGCUUACGACUUGUUGGAUAAACUCCUAACUCUCGAUCCUAACAAGAGGAUCGACGCGGAUGAAUCGUUACAUCACGAUUUCUUCUGGACUGAUCCGAUGCCGUGCGAUCUUGCCAAUAUGUUAGAACAACAUCAUCAAAGUAUGUUUGAAUACUUUGCACGUCAAAAACAAUCCAGCAAUACACAUCAACCUCAAAUAUCACCCUCUGACGAAACACCCGGCCCCUGUACCCCUACAACUGACAGAAAGUAAAUUUCAUGAACAUAUCUUCUAGCAUAUGUCAUUCCAAAAUGUUUAAACUAUGUUGCAUUUUCGUUAUUCGUAUGCGAUAAAGGAAGACUCAAUUUUAAUCUCAUAUCAAGAAUAAAUUCUGUCCAAUUUGUUCUCGUUAGAUUAGGUUUAGAAAAAACAUUUGGAAAGAAGAGAAAUUUUAUUAUCUGACUCUUUUUUUUUAUUGUUCUCUUCUUUCCGUACUUUUUUUUUUUUUUAAUUGAAAUGUUACGUUAAGUCAACUUUGGAAGUGAUUUUAGAAAGAUUUUAGCUGUUUACUAGCAAAGUUAAUUUUUAUAUAUAAUACCUCUUAGAAGAAUAUUUAUAUAGUUUUUUUAUACAUAAUACCUCUUAGAGUAUUUAUAUAGUUAAAAUCGCCGAUUUAGAAUAGCGGCCCGUUCGUCUCUGUAAAGUUGUCUGUCUCUUUCUUCUCUCAAAGUGACGUAAAACUUUCAAGAUUUACUGUGCUGGAUUAGCAGCCAUCAAAUAUAUGUCCGUCUUCACAUUUUGUAAUAUCGCAUUUAUGCGUAGACACAGCGCAGCGUACCUUCGCGCAUGACCAUAGAUCUCAUAUCGCAAAGAAUCAGUUGCCAAAUCGAUUGCGACCUUAGAAUUUCAUUGCGCGAAUUCAAUAAAUAGUAGCACUUUCUUUAUUUCAAUAUAUCAGUCUUAAUUUGUUUUUCCUUAUUUUCGCCGAUCCAUCCCGACGAUCUCACAUUAAUUCUCCAACUCGAUUAAACGAUGAAAAAGCAACUUUUACGGUAAUUUAACGCUCAAUCACUUAAGCAGCACGGCGAAACCGUUUCCGUCGUAUGUGUCGCGAACUAUCCGGGACGUGAUAAUAUAUACAAGAUAUUUCAUUUUAAGUGAUAUAUAGUAUUCUUGUAUCUAUUAUAUCCAUAUUAGAUACAAGAAUACAAUACACUAAGCGUUU